AUGACAUCAUCACAUCAUCAAUCCACAGACGAAGUCGACUUGAUUGUCCAAAAUACUCUUUGGGUGAUCCCGGCCACUGCCAUGGCAUAUUCUCACCAUGAGGCUAGUCCAAGUCGUGACAUCAACAGAAGGAGUUAUUCAAUGGAAAAAGAACAGCAGCGUCGAUCGGAAGAUCACAUAUCUCACCUUGCUGAUCCCUUUGGGGAUGAAGAACUUUCCGAAGUCAAGUAUCGGACGUUACAAUGGUGGCAAUGCGGCAUGAUCAUGAUCGCAGAAACCAUAUCCCUUGGUAUUCUGUCCCUUCCGUCGGCUAUGGCAGUGGUAGGCCUUGUCCCUGCACUCAUUCUCAUCGUCGGGCUUGGUAUCGUCGCAACAUAUACUGGAUAUGUGAUCGGUCAAUUCAAACUUCGAUACCCGCAAGUACAUAGUAUGGGGGAUGCCGGGGAGGUGAUGUUCCAUCCAAUUGGUCUAGCUCGCUUUGGUAGGGAGUUUUUGGGAUCGGCUCAGCUGCUCUUUCUCAUCUUCGUCAUGGGUAGUCAUAUCUUGACUUUCAGUGUCAUGAUGGAUACAAUCACAGAUCACGGCACCUGCUCGAUUGUAUUUGGGGUUGUUGGCUUGGUCGUGUCGUUCAUCUUUGCCUUGCCUCGGACGCUUCGCAAAGUCUCUUGGUUUUCGUUUGCUUCUUUUGCAAGUAUCCUUGCCGCCCUUCUAAUUACUAUGAUCGCCAUUGCUAUUCAGCGCCCGGGUGACGGCAAGAUUGACGCGACUACAACAGUUAGUCUUUCAAAGGGAUUCCUAGCCGUGACAAAUAUUGUAUUUGCUUAUGCUGGCCACGUGGCUUUCUUUGGCUUCAUUUCGGAGAUGGAAACUCCAACGGACUACCCCAAGACCCUAUACAUGCUCCAGAUAAUUGAUACAAGUAUGUAUGUGAUAGCUGCUGUUGUUAUAUACGUCUACGGUGGGAAAGAUGUGGCUUCACCCGCUCUAAGUUCGACAAGACCCAUAACCGCAAAGCUGGCAUAUGGAAUUGCUAUUCCUACGAUUGUCAUAGCCGGUGUCAUCAACGGGCAUGUCGCGUCAAAAUAUGUUUACGUCCGCCUGUUCCGGGGCACUGAUCAUAUGAAGAGGCGCACAUUCUUAUCGAUCGGGUCCUGGAUUGCGAUUAGCCUUGUGUUAUGGGUGAUAGCCUGGAUUAUCUCCGAGGCAAUCCCAGUGUUCAAUACUUUGCUAAGUCUCAUUACUUCCCUUUUCGCUAGCUGGUUUACCUACGGCCUUAGUGGGAUAUUCUGGUUGUUCAUGAAUCGAGGCCAGUAUAUGGCUUCCUGGAAAAAGAUGGCUCUAACUGCUAUCAACUUGGUGAUUGUCGCGAUUGGUGCUUGCUUGUGUGGGAUGGGUCUCUGGGUUUCUGAAGUGGAUGAAGCUCGAGGCUCGGAGCAGUGCACAUACGGCGUACGAAACUUCGUGUAUGUCAAUGAAAUUUCGGAACAGCCAUAUGUCGGCUGGAUUUCUAGUGAAUUAAUAUUGGAGAUGCCCCGGAACUUCCCCACAUGGAGGAAGUGGGUGAUCACCAUAAUGCUAGGGAUGAUGACAGUCUGUAUUACCUUCGGCUCCUCGGUCUUUAGCACAGCAACAAAAGUGACAGCGAAGAAGUUUGGUGUCUCCCGAGAAGUAAUGCUAUUAGGUGUCAGUUUGUUCGUCCUGGGUUUUGCCUUUGGACCUAUCAUCUUCGGACCACUGUCUGAACUGUACGGCCGGAAGCGACCCCUGUUUCUGGGCAUGUUUGUCUUUGCAAUCUUCCAGAUCCCCGUUGCGGUAGCAGAGAACUUGCAGACUAUCUUCAUAUGUCGCUUCCUGGGCGGACUCUUUGCUAGUGCACCUCUUGCCAUUGUAUCCGGUGUCUUGGCCGAUAUGUUCGAGCCCGUAGAGCGAGGUAUCGCAAUGGCCAUAUUCGCCGCGGCAACCUUCAUCGGCCCAGUAGCUGGACCAAUCGUCGGUGGGUUCAUAACAAUGUCCUACCUGGGUUGGCGUUGGACGGAAUACAUUACAGUGAUUUGGGCGUUUGCAAUCUCUGGUAUCGGAAUCUUAGUAAUUCCAGAGACGUUUGAGGGAACCUUGCUCAAGCAACGCGCUAAGUGCCUGCGCAUCAAAACCAAUAACUGGGCUCUUCAUGCAAAGGUAGAAGAAAGGGUGAUGAGUCCAAGAGAUAUAUUGGUACGGUAUCUCCUCCGUCCGUUUCAAAUGCUCGUGCAGGAACCCAUUCUUUUGUUUAUGACCUUGUAUGUGGGCUUUAUCUAUGGGUUUCUGUACAUGUGUUUCGUGGCCUACCCGAUCUCUUUCCAAGAACAGCGUGGCUGGAACGAUGGCGUUGGCGCACUGCCAUUCGUCGCUAUCAUGUGUGGUGUUCUUUGCGCUUGUUUGAUCAUAGUAGUGUUUUCAUUGACACGGUAUCGAACGUUCAUACUGCGCAAUGGCCGAGUUCGGCCGGAGGAACGGUUGCUUCCUAUGAUCAUUGGAGGUAUCCUGCUGCCCGCGGGCAUGUUUUGGUUUGGCUGGACGUCAAAUCCCCACAUCACUUGGGUUCCGCAGGUCAUAUCGGGGAGCUUCUUGGGAGCAGGGGUCCUAUUGAUCUUCUUGCAGGUAUUUUUAUUCCCAUUAGAAUCUCCAGCACACAAUAGAGAUACUCACGAUGACUAUCAGGGCCUCAAUUAUAUCGUCGAUGUGUAUCCCAUGUAUGCAAACUCUGCAAUAGCAGCGAACUCCUUCUUUCGUUCAUGGCUAGGGGCUGGAUUUCCUAUGUUUGCGUCAGCAAUGGUGUGUUUUGUCCCGUUCCUAGCACCACACGAAUUGAGUUGA
Molecule: messenger RNA, 2853 nt
Organism: Penicillium expansum
Lineage: Eukaryota; Fungi; Ascomycota; Eurotiomycetes; Eurotiales; Aspergillaceae
Product: Major facilitator superfamily domain, general substrate transporter
Exons: 12
Coding region: 1-2853 (950 amino acids)
Biological process (GO): transmembrane transport
Molecular function (GO): transmembrane transporter activity
Source: RefSeq, a predicted model, not a curated record